Rhinichthys klamathensis goyatoka is the source of this 1079-nucleotide messenger RNA. RefSeq names its product gastrula zinc finger protein XlCGF7.1-like. Gene Ontology annotation, biological process: regulation of transcription by RNA polymerase II. The coding region runs from base 163 to 1041 and encodes 292 amino acids. Gene Ontology annotation, molecular function: DNA-binding transcription factor activity; RNA polymerase II cis-regulatory region sequence-specific DNA binding. The transcript is spliced from 3 exons. NCBI's taxonomy places the organism in Eukaryota, Metazoa, Chordata, Actinopteri, Cypriniformes, Leuciscidae. The record is from RefSeq and is a predicted model, not a curated record.
CCGAGUCUAGGAGAAGAAGAGAAGUGAGCGAGGGAAGGGAACAUAAACAUGAGAAGUGGAACACAGCCGUUCAUUCUGCUCUAAAUCUGCUGUUUUACAGACUGAGAAGAAGCAAGCAGGAGGAAUUACUCCAGGAGAAACUACGGACAUACUAUUGUAAAGAUGGAGAUUAAGGAAGAACCCUGCAGAAUAAAAGAUGAAGAUACAGAGGAACAAAUAGACCUGAUGGAAGUGAAUGAAGACAAACUGCAUCAGUUUCAAAAACCGCAUUAUUUCACAAAUGAAGAUGGAAAUGCAGUCGUUUCAAAGACUGAAGAGAAUUUCACACAGAAACAAGCUGGAAAAUCUGGAGUCGAAGGAUCUUUAACCUGUUCUGAGUGUGGAAAGAGUUUCGUACGUAAAUCAAACCUGAACACACACAUGAAGAUUCACACUGGAGAAAGGCCUUAUACAUGCACUCAGUGUGGAAAGGGAUUCAUUCACAAAGGACACCUAAAUGAUCACAUGAGGAUUCACACUGGAGAAAAACCGUUCACAUGCUCUCAGUGUGGAAAGAGUUUCAGGUGCAAAAGCGCUCUCAAAUAUCAUCUGCGCCUUCACUCUGGAUUGAGAUCAUUCAGCUGUGAUCAGUGUGAUAAAACAUUUGUUUAUGAAUCAGGCUUAAGAGAACACCUUAAAGUUCAUUCUGGUGUGAAGCCUCACUUUUGUUCUGUAUGUGGAAAGAGUUUUUCACAUCUUGGAUCUUUAAAACAGCAUGAGCGUAUUCAUACUGGUGUGAGACCUUAUGUGUGCUCUGACUGUGGAAAGACCUGCACUUCAUCCAGCAACUUAAAAUCACACCAGAGAGUUCAUACUGGAGAGAAACCGUUCAAGUGUUCACACUGUGGAAAGAGAUUCACUCUGUCAGGACACCUGAAAGCUCAUGAGAGAGUUCAUACUGGAGAGAAACCGCACCAGUGCUCUUCAUGUGGGAAGAGUUUCAGCCAAUUAUCUACUCUACAGAAACAUAAGAAAAAUCAUUGCCCGAAGGUGUCUAAGUGAGCAAAGUUCACUUCCAUAACUUGUAAAUAAGCAAAAGA